Messenger RNA from Brassica rapa (field mustard), 1601 nucleotides. RefSeq names its product putative dual specificity protein phosphatase DSP8. Gene Ontology annotation, biological process: protein dephosphorylation. Lineage: Eukaryota; Viridiplantae; Streptophyta; Magnoliopsida; Brassicales; Brassicaceae. Gene Ontology annotation, molecular function: phosphoprotein phosphatase activity. The record is from RefSeq and is a predicted model, not a curated record.
AUUUUAGGUUCUCCUCUCUUAAAGAGAAACCAAAAGAAUGAGUAGAGGUUAGGCGAGAAUCAUCCAUCCCCAAAUUUGGAAAAAGCUUAAACUUUGAUCUUAGGGUUCUUCUCGCGAUUCGUCUCAUAGGCGAUCGGUUGUUCAGAUUCAUCUCCGUCUCGUCGUCGCCGGAGCCUGAUCGGAUCUCGAAUUGUGUGGUCAGGCGAAACAUGGUGGUGAUAUCCCUGAAGAUAUUCAAUUCAGCUUUUCUCCGAUCGCUUCCGCUCGACUUCAUCAGGAUUUCGAUUUCGUGUAGACUUUCUUCUUGGCUUUGUCUCCGAAUCCAUUAGGGUUUUUCGUUGUGUGUGUGUGCUUUGAGGGUAUCGGUUUGUUUGAUCUCUGGAUCUUUGAUUGGAGGAUAUGUAUAUCGAAGAAGUGAUUGAAAAGGAGGAGAGAUUGGCUGAGGAGGUUGGUAACGUUGCUGAUGGAGAUGAGGAGAUGGUGGUGAGCAGAGGGAACGUGAUUGUGUUGACGACGAAGAUGGCACUUGUUGGUGUGGGUGCUCGUGCUUUGUUCUAUCCCACGCUCGUCUACAACGUUGUUAGGAAUAAGGUUGAGGCUGAGUUUCAUUGGUGGGAUAGGGUCGCUCAGUUUAUAUUACUGGGAGCCGUUCCGUUUCAGUCUGAUGUUCCACGGCUGAAAGAGGUUGGUGUUUGUGGAGUGAUCACGCUCAAUGAGCCAUAUGAGACUUUGGUUCCCUCAUCUCUCUACAAAUCUUACUGCAUUGAUCACCUGGUCAUUGCCACGAGAGAUUAUUGUUUCGCACCUUCCAUGGAAGCCAUAUCUCAAGCUGUAGAUUUUAUCCAUAGAAAUGCUUCCCUUGGGAAGACGACUUAUGUUCACUGCAAAGCAGGUCGAGGCCGCAGCACAACUGUCGUCAUAUGCUACUUGGUGCAACACAAACACAUGACACCUGAAGCAGCAUAUGAUUAUGUAAAGUCAAUCAGGCCCAGGGUUAAACUAGCUACCACCCAAUGGAAGGCCGUUCUUGAGUACUACCAUGUCAAGGUGCUGAAUACUCAGAGUUCCUUGCCUGAUGCAACUUCAGCUUUGAUCCCAAGAAAUAUGAAGCAGGUUUGCUCCGGGAAUGUGGUUGUGUUUGAUGAUGGGUCGAUGGUGCUAGUGACCCGCUCGGACGUAGAGGGCUAUGAUGAGAGGUCAAUGAAUGUUGCUGGGAACGAGUUAUGGGCGGCAGCUGCAGAUAUAAGCAUGGUGUACCGGGUGAAAGUGGUGGGGCAAGCUGCGUUGGCGAGGAUCUCGUGCCUGUGGCUGGGAUUGCGUGAGAACCAUAAGCUUUCUGGGAAGAAUCUUUCCAUGGGAGGUAUAAGCGUCGACAUUUCUGUCUACUGAUGAAUUAUGAUGAUGGUGAGUCUACUGGCGAGCGAGUGAAUAUGCCUCUUCCACUGUUUCUCCCCAGGAAAAAAGGGGUCUAUAAAUAAAAAGGGGUCGAAAGUAGAUAUAGCAGACUUGGUUUUGUUGUCUGGGUAUUGUAAUUAAAUACUAAACAUGAAUUAAUCUCCUUUUCAAGUAUCCAAAUUAGUAUUAUGAGUUUGUGACUUCUA